Messenger RNA from Letharia lupina, 645 nucleotides. RefSeq lists its product as uncharacterized. The record is from RefSeq and is a predicted model, not a curated record. NCBI's taxonomy places the organism in Eukaryota, Fungi, Ascomycota, Lecanoromycetes, Lecanorales, Parmeliaceae. The transcript has 4 exons. Bases 1 to 645 code for a protein of 214 amino acids.
AUGGUGUGGGCGUGGCAACUCUGGCCGUCGCCUCGACCGCGGCGCCGCACCGCGAAUACCUCCCAGGAGUCCUUUGUUACCUCUGGUAAUGCAGCGCUAUAUGAGACAGUCUCAAAGCCUGGAGGUCUUUGGGCCAUCAGAGAGACGCAUCAUAUAGAAAACCCUGUUGUUAAGGCCGGACUAUCUGGACCUCCAUUACAUAUACAUCUUCGACAAGACGAAUACUUCAAGGUCGAGCAGGGUACAUUGGGUAUAAUCACGGACGGGUUGGAACAAGUACUCACCAACGACGAUGCAGUCCUGUUCAUACCUGCUGGCACGCGCCAUCGCUUCUGGAGCCACAAAUCAGCUUCCGAGAAUCUCGUCUUCUCCGCCUGGGCAGAUCCCUGCAAGGACAGGGACCACAUCAUUGACGUGAACUUCCUGCGCAACGCUGUGGGCUACCUCGCCGAUUGUGAGAGAAACGGCCUGCAGCCAUCGCUUUUCCAGCUCGUUCUGUUCUUUCACAACGCCUCCUCCCUCCUGUCCCCGGAGAUUUGUGAUUGGAUGCCGAUCUGGCUACUCGUUUGGAUGCACAUCGCAGCGGCCUGGAUCGCAGAGACUUUGUUGGGGUACGAGAGGUGUUACCCUGAGUACACCAAAUAA